Molecule: messenger RNA, 404 nt
Organism: Ilex paraguariensis (yerba mate)
Lineage: Eukaryota; Viridiplantae; Streptophyta; Magnoliopsida; Aquifoliales; Aquifoliaceae
Source: the annotation of a GenBank genome assembly
AUUGGUAAGGAGAAUAGGAGUACAUUGGCAAAUUCCGACAGGAAGGGUUUGAGGUGCAUGUUAAUUCUUAGGACUCCAUCUUUCAAAUGGAAGAUCUGUUGGAUGGACAAACUGAGGCUCCAGAGGGAGUGGAGGAUCUGCCAGUUGAUGUUAUUGAAUUUAAAAGGACCAGUGACAUCAGGCUAGCUGCAACAAAGGAUCCUGAUUCAACAGAAUAUUCCAGCUCCUUUGCAGACACUACAUCUAGGAAUGAGAACUGUUCUGAGUUGAGUGAUGCUGAAGCCGAGUCACAAUUCUAUGAUGAGAACAGUUUGGCAUCUGCAUUUGAUGGAUUUAGCAGUGUCUUUCCAUUGAGGAGUCAGCAGAAUUAUAGGCCUGUCUGCCUAGACCAGAUUCUAAUGUGA